AUGUUUAGUAUCUUACGACCCAAUUUUGGAAAAAAUCACAAAUAUGGUCAUAAUUGGAGUUGCAGGAUAUUGUGUGUCUUAAUUGUGAUUUUAUCAUUAGCAUCGUGUUGUUGUGCCUCCUGGUCUUGGAGUCCGAAGCAAAAGAUAUAUGGCCCAUCCCAUUCAGAUGGUUGGAGUGUGCCGCAGAAAAGGGAUCCCGAGAUUGAAGAAGAGAAAAGAGGAUAUUCGGAUAUUUUGCCGAAGUCAUUGAGUGAUAUUAAGGUGACAAAUCUUUUAUUAGCGUCCGAUAUUGAAGGCAAUAUACAUGCCUUGAAUCGACAGACAGGCGAACUCGUGUGGUCAAUAGUAGGGGAUGGCCCUCUAGUCUCAACAAUUCCAAAUAAUAUCGAAAGGAAAAUAUCUGUUCUCACCACAUCUUCGGAUAUCUCUCCAACUUCCCCUCAAGAUGCAUCAACAGUGGCAAGUCCAGCGGGAUCUCGAACUUUUACCGCUAAAGAAAUGUCUGGCACUUCAAACAAGAUGUCUUCAAAUGCAGAUUCAGAUGCGUCAGGUACAACAUGGAUUAUAGAACCAUAUGGUGAGGGCACAAUAUAUUAUUUCACUCCGGAGGAUGGCCUCCAGAAAUUGCCUGCAUCUAUUAGAAAUCUUGUUCUGAAGUCCCCAUUCUCGCUUGGAGACAACUUUGUAUAUACUGGAGUGCGCAAAUCUUCAAUUGUGAAGGUGAAUGCCAAGACAGGUGAACUUAUGGAUGCAUUUGGUUCUGAUUGUGUGAGUAGUAAUUGCAAUCAAUUUUCCACUGAAUCAAAUACAACCGAUUCUCGGAAAGAUCAAGCUGAUGAGGAGGCAAUACUUCUUGGUAAAACUGUUUAUGAACUUAGUAUUCAUUCGAGAAACGAAACUUCCUGGAACAUUACAUACACAACGUGGGGUCCUAACAAUUUGCAUCAUAAACUUGCUAGUCAAAACAUUGAAUCUCAAGACAGCCUUUAUAUACAGCCAUUUCAUGAUAGUUCGCUUUUAGCGCUCGACUCAACUACAAAUACAGUCAAAUGGAUGGCUAGUCUGCCGUACAUCACUGUUAAUGUGUUUGAUGUGUACUAUGAUCAAGACUCUCCUUUGGACCCUAAGUUUAUGGUUUUGCCACAUCCGUUGAAUAGAGAUGGCUCUAUAGAUGAUUCAGAUAAUUCAAGUGAUGAGGCCGGAAAAAAUAACGAUCAUGAGCACAGUGGUGAUGAAUCAGAUUCAACAUAUAUCGAAAGAACUAAAGAAGGUUCUUGGUUUGCCAUGAGCGAAGAUCAUUAUCCAUCCUUGGUGAGAUCGGCACCUCUUGCUAAGUAUGUUUCCAAUGAACGAUGGAGAGUUCCUUCCAUUCUUUCUAAUAGUGAGCUGCUGGGUAUAGCAAUAGCCGGUGUGCAUGAUAACUCACUCAAGCCUGCGGAAUCUCAGAAUAAUCAGCAUAUAGAGAUAUACGAUCCUCUCAAAUUACCAUCCGUUAUGCCUACGGGCAAGCUACUUUCUCCAAAUAGACAUCCAAGCACAAAAUAUCAGCAUCAGAACGAUGACACUUUUUACAAAAGGCCUAGUUCCAUGCGAUAUUACCAGGAUAGAAUAGCUGCACAGGAGAGAUUGGCAAUUGAUGGACCACCACCACCUGACUUUAUUGCAGGCCUUCCUCCUGGAAAUGGGCAUUUGUCUCUCUGGAAGUUCUUUGUGUACAAAGCAUUUGAGAAUGCGGUUGUGACAUGCAUGUGUGUAGUUGUUGUCUUUGUUUUGGCAAAGUUUGGAGUGUUCCAGUCAGCAAAUAGAAUUCUCACUAAUUUAGGACUUGGAGCGAGAACAGAUCUUGAAACGGCCUUAAAUGCUAAUAUGAUAGAUAAAGGCAAGACGUCAUCUCAUAAGAAAUCGCAGGUCGAUUCUGAAACGAAAGAUGACUCGAAAGCCGAUGUUCAAAGUAACAAAGCCGAAAAAGUUUCGGAAGUGCCAGACCAGAAAUCCAAAAAGCCAUCAACAAUCUCGAAUGAUUUUGAUAAAGAAGGUGUACAGCCGAACCAAAAGAUCAAGAGAAGAAAGAGGGGUGCAAGAGGAGGAAAGAAAAAUAAGAAAAAUGCCAAUGCUUCAACUGUUGUUACAAGUUCUGUAAAUGCAGAUGAUCGUGCAGGUAUAACAAUGCCCGUUAUUAAAGACAGGAUUGAAGAAUCUGAGAGUAAUCCGAAAUUAACACAGCUCACGCCAAGUUUAACUGUCACCAAUGAGGUUUUAGGUUAUGGAUCGCACGGUACUGUUGUUUUCAAAGGAUCGUUUGAAGACCGGCCUGUUGCAGUUAAGCGGAUGUUGAUUGAUUUCUACAAGAUUGCAUCGCAUGAAAUCAAGCUCUUACAAGAGAGUGAUGACCACUCCAACGUUAUAAGGUAUUAUUGCUCACAGCAGUCAGACCGAUUUUUGUAUAUUGCCUUGGAGUUGUGUACUGCUUCUUUGGAAGAUGUCAUCGAAAAGAAAACAGAUGAGUGUUCUGCAAUACUAGAUGAUAUGGAUCCUGUGAGAGUUCUAUGGCAAAUUGCUAAUGGGUUGAAUCAUCUCCAUUCCCUUAAAAUUGUUCACAGAGACAUAAAGCCCCAGAAUAUAUUGGUUACCGAACCACAGCUGACAAGUAAGGAUGUACAGCAUUGCAAUGCAAGAUUCUUAAUUUCCGAUUUUGGACUCUGCAAAAAACUUGAAGGUGACCAAUCCUCAUUUAGGGCGACAACUGCUCAGGGAUCGGGAACUUUUGGAUGGAGAGCACCAGAAUUAUUAUUGGAAGAUCUUGAUAAAGGAUCCCUCGGUAAAAAGUUGUUGUCCCAUGACCACCGAUUGACAAGAGCCGUUGACAUUUUCUCAACUGGUUGUGUGUUUUACCAUUAUCUCACUAAAGGUGGACAUCCGUUUGGAGACAAAUUUACCCGAGAAGGUAAUAUCAUACGAGGUGCUUUUGAUCUUUCUCUUCUGGACGAUACAGUUUUCGAGUAUGAGGCCAAAGAUUUAAUUAGUCAAAUGAUUGAUAGGGAUCCUACAAAACGGCCAGAUACGGCAGAAAUUAUGCAGCACCCAUUUUUUUGGACUGUGGACAAGAAGUUGAACUUUCUUCUUAAAGUUUCGGACAGAUUUGAAGUGGAGAGGCGCGAUCCACCUUCUGAUUUAUUAAAGAAGUUGGAAUCAGUUUCUACGGAGGUAAUUGGCGAAAAAGGCUGGUUCCGUAUGUUUGAUGAUGAGUUCAUGAACAAUCUCGGCAAGUAUAGAAAAUACAGUAGUGACAGGUUACUGGAUUUACUCAGAGCUAUGAGGAACAAGCACCAUCAUUUCAGAGAUAUGCCUGAAAGCCUUGCCUUGAAGAUGGGGCCUCUUCCGGAUGGCUUCUAUUUCUACUUUGCUAAAAAAUUUCCGAGGUUGUUAAUGAUGACGUACCAUGUGAUAAAGACGAAUUUAAGUGACGAUGAGAUGCUGCGUGAAUUUUUCUAG
Messenger RNA from Brettanomyces bruxellensis, 3492 nucleotides. RefSeq lists its product as uncharacterized. NCBI's taxonomy places the organism in Eukaryota, Fungi, Ascomycota, Pichiomycetes, Pichiales, Pichiaceae. The transcript has a single exon. Gene Ontology annotation, molecular function: protein serine/threonine kinase activity; ATP binding; RNA endonuclease activity. Gene Ontology annotation, biological process: mRNA processing; protein phosphorylation; IRE1-mediated unfolded protein response. Bases 1 to 3492 code for a protein of 1163 amino acids. The record is from RefSeq and is a predicted model, not a curated record. Gene Ontology annotation, cellular component: IRE1-TRAF2-ASK1 complex.